AGGAAGGAGAGGAGAAAGGAAGCUUUAGGACACAAAAAUAUCUUGCUUGAGAGGCAGCAAAAAGGCAGAGAUGUGCAAAACAGCAAUGCAGCUUGAGUAUGUAUGAAAGAGACAGGAGAGAAAAAAGAGGAGGAGGGGGGCAGCUGAGAAGAGGUAGAAAGAAGUGAAAGGAGAGAAAAGAAAGAAAGGGGGUGCAGCCAACUGGCAUAGUUUGACUUAUUCAGCUCAACUCUAAAAGUCUCGGGCAGCCCAGACUCCAAACCACAUGGACCUAGAUCCUUUCUGCGCACAGCUGCAAUAUGAAGCGCCUGUAAAAGGACGGGAUAUAUCAUGCAGUAAUGCUAAGAGCCAUUGUUUUGUUGUGCUGAGUAUUUUGUGAAUUCAUCCUUCUUUGAGCUUUAGCUAAGUCUAGAUUGUUUUUGUUUUCUUGUUUUAUUUAAAAAAAGCCAUACCUAGAUUAAAAUGGGCCAGCAGAAUGGAGUAUCAUAUUGAUUUCUACAAACAUUUUGCCUGGCUCAGAAAGGAAAAUUUCCGUUCCAGUGCUAACAGUGAGUCCUACCAGGAACGGUUAUUACGUCUGGAGGGAGACAAAGAAUCACUAAUUCUUCAGGUGAGUGUGCUGACAGACCAAGUGAAGGCUCAGGGGGUAAAAAUCAACGAUCUAAGAAGCUCUUUGGAGGAGCAUCAGCACAAACUGGACUGUACAGAGAAAAUGCUACAGCAGGAGCUCCAGCACAGAACGUCACUGGAGAACCAGAAGCUGAAUCUUAUGGGGGAGGUGUCCUACCUGAAAGUGAAGCUGGCAGACAUGGAGGGAAAGCAGGGUCACGGGUCUGAGAGGCAGCACAAAGCAGAGACUGUAGUGAAUUUUAUUAGUGAGCUGCAGGAGCAGAUGUGUCAGUUUCAGAAGGAGAUAAAUAGCAAGAUCCAGGAGAAAAAGGCCUUGGAGAACCCAGCUGACAGCAGGUUUCCAGUGGUGUGCCCAACUGAGUCCACUGAGGGCCAGGGCUCAAACCAUGGGGUGUCCUGUGACAGAACCUCAGGGGGGAUGAACAAGCUAGAGGAGGCUUCAGACGGGCCUGAUGGGAACACACACAGCCUGAGAGAGGGUAGCUCAGAUGCAGAGCAGCGGUGCCACUGCGGAGAAGAAAGUGUCUUACUUAAGGAACUCCGGAUUCUCAAAGACAAAGUUGAGCACCUGGAGGAUCAGAAGUUACAAUAUGAAAAGAAGCUCAAGACAACAAAGGCAGAGAUCAGCAGCCUUCAGCAACUUCUGCUCAGUAAGAACGCAGAGAUUGAACGCUUGCACACACAGCUGCUGGCCAGACCUGCUCUAACCACAGAGAGCUCAGAAAGAGAGGAGACGUACAGGAAGAGGCUAAACACCAAAUAUCAGGAACUGCAGAAACUAAGGAGUGGAAUGAAAUCACUGGUGGCUGCCAAUGAUGAGAAGGACCGACGUAUUGAGGAGCUUACCCUGCUUCUGAAUCAGUGCAGACAGUUCAGAGAGGUCACCCAUGUCUCCAGGCAAGCUCCACCUGCUGUUCGAUUAUUGUCAAAUGGUCGGACUCCAUCAAGCAGUAGCGAGGAAGGAGAGCAAGGACUGAUGAAGAAUGCUGAUUCUGCCAGUGCAAAAUCUGAUGAUGCAAAGUCUGAAGUGUCCACAAACAGUUCUUCCUCCCAGCAAGCGUCUCUGCUAUCAGUCCAGAAAGAGGAUGAUUCCAGAACAGAGCCACAGACAUUAUCAAGUAGCAUGAAUAACAUAACAAAUGGACAUUUACCUAAGAGUGGUUUGGGUGACUGCAGAAGUCAGACUCUGCCUGCAAAUUCAUCUCUGCUGGAACAAAAUGGCGACAGCAGCACUGAAAUCCAGAGUCAAAGGUCUCCAGAUGGGAGUGAAGAUGGCGACUGUAACCAAAGAAAGUUGGAGCGAGUUGAUGACAACACAUCCAGUGAUAAUUCCCCUGUUCAUUGUGGGGUGCAAACACAGGCUGGCCAGCGAGUAGUAGGUUCUCCAGAGUAUGUCAAGAAUAAUAGGAGCUUCAAGAGACUCUGGGGAAAACUUCGAAGAACCCAAUCUGGAGGCUUUCAGGCCGCGGAUCCAGAUACCAGCCAGUUUAGGAGAGGGGGUCUGCGUGCAACAGCAGGACCGAGACUCACCCGAACUCCUGAAUCUAAUUCGGCAUGUGAUAUGAAUAUUCCAUUCAGCCAGUGGACCAAGGAACAGGUGUGUGGCUGGCUGGAGGACUAUGGACUGGGCCAAUAUGUCAGUCUCACUAGACAGUGGGUUGAAAACGGGCAAACACUUCUGUCUGCCACGCCUCAGGAUUUUGAGAAGGAGAUGGGCAUGAAGCACCCACUGCACAGAAAGAAACUGCAGCUCGCUCAGAGGGCGUUCAUCACUAAAGUCAUAGAGAAGUCCUCAGAGCUGGACCACAUCUGGGUCACCCGCUGGUUGGAUGAUAUUGGUUUACCUCAGUAUAAAGACCAGUUCCAUGAAGCUCGAGUAGACGGUCGAAUGAUACAAUAUCUCACAGUGAAUGAUCUCUUGACCCUGAAGGUCACCAGCCAGCUUCAUCAUCUUAGUAUUAAAUGUGCUAUUCAUGUCCUUCAUGCUAACAAGUUCAACCCAAACUGUCUUCGACGUAGACCAGGAGAGGAGAAACAACCCUCUCCCUCAGAAGUGGUGCAGUGGUCUAACCACCGCGUGAUGGAGUGGCUUAGAGCAGUGGAUCUUGCUGAAUAUGCUCCAAAUCUACGGGGCAGCGGGGUUCAUGGUGGCCUGAUUAUCCUGGAACCUCGCUUCAGCUCUGAGACUUUGGCCCUGCUCUUAAAUAUUCCUCCACAGAAGACUUUGCUCCGCCGUCACCUCGCCACUGCCUUCUCCACCCUGGUUGGUCCUCAAGCCACACAGGAGAAACGAGAGUAUGGAAACGCCACAGGCCACGUGCCUCUCACUACGACUGCUAAAGUAAAACCAAAGAAACUGGGCUUCACCCAGUUCAGUCACCUCAGAAAAAGGAAACCUGACGAAUCCACAGACUAUAUCUGCCCAACAGAUAGCGGAGUGCUAACAGCAAAUGGAGUUUCUCGCUUUCCCCCUGCAGCACAUAGAGGUCUCAGCCCCACUUUGGACAGACAGGCUGAGAAGUAGGAACAUGUCAGGGUAAAAGCUCAAACGGAUAGCCCCAAACAAUAAUCGAAAGAAGACAUAGAAACCUCUGUACCAGCUCAGUGAGUGACUUAAAAAGUCAGUAGAAAAUGUAAUGCUGAUAUCCAGUCAAGGUGCUUCCACGGUGAUUUGCUGAAUGGUCUGCAAAAAUGCUUCAUUUACAUGAACCAGCUCAUUUUAAUUGUUAUUGAUGCAUUUUUAAUUGUGUUGCUCAAGCAAUGUUCAUUUUAAAACGAGGAUUAUUGGCAACAUUGUGUGUAUUGUUUCAUGGAGACUGCUCUCUGCAUUCCUUAUACAGUUGGAUUCCAAAGCUGAUACACUUUUGCUUUGAUACACGGCAUUUUACUGACCAUUUUGUACCUACAUAUCUGUAGAUUUUUCUUGUAUAUUUGGAUUGUCUGUGUAGCAUCAUCAUGAACAUUAGUUAUCUUACAAAUGUAUGUUUUUUCUCUGUAUAUCAAUUCUUUAAAGAACACUUAGUAUCCUGCACCUUUAAAUAAAGCUUGUACAUAAAUGGUAUCACCUCAA
Messenger RNA from Melanotaenia boesemani (Boeseman's rainbowfish), 3700 nucleotides. RefSeq names its product PPFIA binding protein 2a (gene ppfibp2a). The transcript is spliced from 23 exons. Gene Ontology annotation, molecular function: protein binding. NCBI's taxonomy places the organism in Eukaryota, Metazoa, Chordata, Actinopteri, Atheriniformes, Melanotaeniidae. Gene Ontology annotation, cellular component: presynaptic active zone. The coding region runs from base 476 to 3154 and encodes 892 amino acids. The record is from RefSeq and is a predicted model, not a curated record. Gene Ontology annotation, biological process: neuromuscular junction development.